AUGGACGUGAGGCAAAAAAAAAUAUCCAAAUUUGGCGAUAAGUUUUUUUACAGAUUGGAUAAAUAUCCAUAUUAUGUGGAGCGCGAAUGGUGGAAAGAUGGUAAUCGUAUGACAUUUUGGUCGACGUGGCGAAUGAAGCGAGACGUAAAGAGGCGGCAGCUGCUCGCCGAAUUAGGUCCAGAUCGUGUACGAUUGAAGGCCCUGAAAUCCAACAUUCUGUUACCGAAACUGAUCACGGAUGAAUGCGCCGAAAAGUUACAUAAUUUUCCAAAGGGUUCAUGUCCGUGUCUUGUACAGCACUUGUGUCAGUUCAGUGGCGCACGACGCGGAAAACUCAAUCGAUUUCAUCUUCAUCGGCAGAUUUUCAGGUUGGCGAAUUUCACGCCUUUAUUCUUUGAUCUUUUGAUUCAUUCCUUGCGCUAA
Molecule: messenger RNA, 423 nt
Organism: Gongylonema pulchrum
Lineage: Eukaryota; Metazoa; Nematoda; Chromadorea; Rhabditida; Gongylonematidae
Source: the annotation of a GenBank genome assembly